GCAAACGACGGACUACCCGAAAAAAUGUGUUACGAGUGCCUUGAAAACAUCACGAAAGCCUUCAAAUUCAAAAUGCAGUGUCAAGAAUCCGAUCUAAUCUUAAGAGACUACAUCAAAUACAACGAAAAAAGAACUUCUGUCGAAGACACCGAUAAAAAAACUUUUGUCGAAGACACCGGUAAAGGAACUUUUGUCGAAGACGACGAUAGAAGAACUUUUGUCGAAGACACCGAUAAAAAAACUUUUGUCGAAGACACCGGUAAAGGAACUUUUGUCGAAGACGACGAUAGAAGAACUUUUGUCGAAGACACCGAUAAAAGAACUUUUGUCGAAGACACCGACACCGGUAAAAGAACUUCAGUCGAAGACUUUGAUAAAAGAAAUUCAGUCGAAGACACCGAUAGAAGAACUUUUGUCGAAGACACCGAUAAAAGAACUUUUGCCGAAGACACUUUGAACAACAACGACGUCAAUACAAUCCUGUCUUCGGAAACAGAAGUUCAUCCCAUCGAUUUACUACAGGUAGUUCAAAAUAAUUUAUUUUGUACCAUUGGCGAUUAUCCUUGCGGUAAAUGUUCACAUUCCUUCGAUCACAUUGAGGAUUUAAAAAUACAUAAUGAUAAGAAUCAUCCUGCGUCUUUGAGUUGUAAAAUUUGCGGUAAAACGUUUGGUUAUUCUAGUUCGUUGACGAGACACUUAAAAAUUCAUAGGGGAAAAGACACAGUUAACGUACCCGAUAGUAUUAAAUAUAAUAAUGACCCUGUUAGUGUACCUGAUAGUAUUAAAUGUAUCGAUACCAUUCCUCCAGAUUUAAAUAAGUUUGUGCAAAAACCGGGCGCAUAUCCCUGCAACAAAUGUUUCGAAAGCUUCGACACCAAAAAAGCCUUACGCGUGCACUCGGGCGAGCACAAAAAAUUAGCCAUACAAUCUUGUCCAGUAUGCAACUUAACUUUUUCCCAUUCCUGUUCCCUGGCACGUCAUUUAAAAGCCCACAAAGAAAAACGCAUACUUUUAUGCAAUUUUUGCGGCAAAGAAUUCAAACGUCCUGAUGAAAUGCGGAGACAUCUCAGAACCCACACGAACGAGCGCCCUUACGCCUGCGACUUAUGCGAUAAAAGUUACAAACAAUCUUUUUUACUAAAAGAGCACAUGCGUUCACACACUAACGAUAAGUAUGUUUGUACUAUUUGUGGUAAAAAAAUUGCUACGUACAACGGUGUUAUUAUCCAUAUGAAAACCCAUUCGGGUCAAAAGGAUCACAAGUGUGAUGUCUGCGGUGCCGGUUUUAUAGCCGUUGGUCAACUCAGGGUGCACUUGAGGAUACACAACAACGAAAAACCCUUUGUAUGCGACUUUCAAAUCCAGGGACAACCUUGUGGAAAGGGUUUUCGUGCCAAAGCAGGCCUAGAUUUGCACCAACGAUCCCACACCGGCGAACGUCCCUACCGGUGCCACUUUUGCCCCAAAGCUUUCCCUAGUAGUUCCCGUCUAAAACAGCACAUCAGAUCACAUACAGGCGAAAAAAAACAUUGUUGCGACCUUUGUGAUAAAAAAUUCCUGAAAUCCCAAGAUCUUAAACGGCACAAAAUGGGGCACACGGGGAAUUACCGUUCCCUUGAUGUUUGCCCAGAGCGUUUUAUUUCUAAUGAGCGUUUGAAGAGUCAUAAAUUUAAUAAUCAUACUAUACAUCAGUGUCCGCAAUGUCGUGAAUUUUUUGGACUUGCGAGUUUGUUGAAAAAGCAUAUGAAAAUGCAUAAAAGUCGGUUUAUUUGUGAGGUUUGCGGGAAGUUUUUUACUGUUAAUGAUAAUUAUUUGGAGCAUUUGGAGAUGCAUAAAGGUACUACAAAUUGA
Messenger RNA from Ctenocephalides felis (cat flea), 1851 nucleotides. RefSeq names its product zinc finger protein 2 homolog. Bases 25 to 1851 code for a protein of 608 amino acids. Gene Ontology annotation, biological process: regulation of transcription by RNA polymerase II. NCBI's taxonomy places the organism in Eukaryota, Metazoa, Arthropoda, Insecta, Siphonaptera, Pulicidae. Gene Ontology annotation, molecular function: RNA polymerase II cis-regulatory region sequence-specific DNA binding; DNA-binding transcription activator activity, RNA polymerase II-specific. The record is from RefSeq and is a predicted model, not a curated record. The transcript is spliced from 2 exons. Gene Ontology annotation, cellular component: nucleus.